Messenger RNA from Lactuca virosa, 2041 nucleotides. The record is from the annotation of a GenBank genome assembly. NCBI's taxonomy places the organism in Eukaryota, Viridiplantae, Streptophyta, Magnoliopsida, Asterales, Asteraceae.
UAUAAUACCAAGAAGAAUGAAGAGCUUCCCUCCACAUCCAUAUCCGAACCAAAUUCCCUCCUUCUCUACCCUUUUGUAGUCUUCUCUUUAUCUCUCUCUUCCCGCUUUUUCCAAUCAUUCUUCACUUUUCCCAUCAACCAGAUCUCUCUCACACAAUCCCUCCUUCUUCCCGCCCAAUUCAAUUGCUCUUCGCAGAUUCGAUCACUGUGUAAAACCCCCAAAUAGACCUCCAAAAAAGGGCUUAAUCGAUCGCUCUUCUCAAUUCUACUCCAAUUGCAUCUAGAAUCAGUUGCGGUUGGUUUUGAUUUGCUUCGAAUUAGUCAACGAUUGCGCCAGAUCAUGCAACACCAGCAAAAUCAUAAUCAUUCCUUCUUAAAACGUCAGCUUCCUUUUACAUCAAUGAAGCCGCCGCCCUUCGGUGACUAUCAUCGAUUCUCUUCAACUACUGCCGCCCAUCACGAAUCGGAAGGCAUAGUCGUCAAAACUCCUCCAUUAAAGAGGAAGGGGGAUGCAACUAAUGAGCAGAGCCAGAGCCCCACUCCUGGAAACACUUUACCUACUACCACUUCUCUACAAACCCCUGUUUCUGGGAAAGCAUCAAAACCACAAAAAAUUCCUAGAAUUGGAAAGUGCAAUAGGGCAGGAUCCAAUGCUGAUUCUCCAUCAGGACAUAAUCUUACCCCUGUUGGCCCCUGUCGAUAUGAUAGCUCUUUAGGUCUUUUAACUAAGAAGUUCAUCAACCUUAUCAAGCAUGCAGAAGAUGGUAUUCUUGAUCUAAAUAAAGCAGCAGAAACACUAGAGGUACAAAAGAGGCGCAUCUAUGAUAUAACAAAUGUGCUAGAAGGAAUUGGUCUCAUAGAGAAAAAGCUAAAGAACAGGAUUCAAUGGAAGGGACUUGAUGCAUCGAAAGGGGAGGUUGAUGAGAGUAUUGCUAGUUUACAGGCAGAAGUUGAAAAUCUUUCAGUAGAGGAGCUUAGAUUAGAUGAGGAAACAAGAGAAAUGCAAGAGAGGUUAAGGGAUCUGAGUGAAGACGAAAGUAAUCAAAAGUGGCUUUUCGUCACUGAAGACGACAUUAAGAGCCUGCCCUGCUUCCAGGAAGAAACCUUGAUUGCAAUCAAAGCCCCGCAUGGGACUACUCUAGAAGUUCCAGAUCCUGAUGAGGGUGUUGACCAUCUUCAAAGGAGAUAUAGAAUAGUUCUGAGGAGUACAAUGGGGCCUAUUGAUGUUUACCUUGUCAGCCAAUUUGAGGAGAAGGUUGAGGAAAUGAAUGGUGGCAUCCCUUCAAGUUUGGGGAUGGUUGAGAAUCCGAUUAAAGAAACAACAAUGGAUGAGAGGCCUGGAACUGAUGCUCACACAUCAGAGGACUUUGUUAGCGGUGGGAUUAUGAAGAUAGUUCCAGAUAUUGAUAGCGACGCAGACUACUGGCUUUUAUCAGAAGCCGAUGUCAGCAUCACAGACAUAUGGACGACUGAAUCGAGUGUUGAAUGGAAUGAUUUGGACAUGCUUCAUAAUGACUACACCAUGCCCAUGCCAUUGCCAGGUGUCACUGUCACCACCACCCCACCAACUUCAGAUGCAAACCCUCCUACUCCUACUCCUACUCUUACUCCUACAGGGACAGAUUGGACAAUGUCACUAAAUAGUAACCAACUUUCAUAUUUGUUCCACUAUUGUGAAUCUUUGUAUCUUUUCGUUUAGAUCCUGAUUGAAACAUGUUGGUGAUAUAACUGAAACUGUUUCAAUAAAACACACCACAGCCGUGUCAGGUCAACAAAACAAAGCAGUAUAAACAAAAAACAAAAUUUGUCAACAAUGGAACGAAAUUGAAAGUCUAGUGGUUAAACCUGUUCAAAGAAAAAGUUUGGGGGUACUUAGGUGGAGUGGAACAUGUAUGUAACUUGGUUGCUGUUUAGUGACAAAGCACCUUGUAAAUAUUCCAGUUUCUCAGCAUGUAUCAAGUAGGCUUUGUAAGAUAUCAAACAGAACAAGGAGGGGGAUUACAUUACAAUACAUGCGUAUUUUAGUAACUUAGUGUGUCCAG